Messenger RNA from Trifolium pratense (red clover), 726 nucleotides. RefSeq lists its product as uncharacterized. The record is from RefSeq and is a predicted model, not a curated record. The coding region runs from base 66 to 416 and encodes 116 amino acids. NCBI's taxonomy places the organism in Eukaryota, Viridiplantae, Streptophyta, Magnoliopsida, Fabales, Fabaceae. Gene Ontology annotation, cellular component: mitochondrion. The transcript is spliced from 5 exons.
CAUUAGCCAAGGCAGAGUUUAUCUAUGGUGAAACACAUCCCAAGGUCGGUGUUAUCUUAACAGGUAUGGCUCUUAUGUAUAGGCGUAAAGCAAUUGAGGAGAAAUCAAGUUCGCUUGUGGUUCAAGAGGGUCUCUACAAUAAAGUUGCAAAAAUUUUGAAGUUUCCAGCAGCUGAAUCUGAAGGUACUGAUGCUGCUGCACCAUCGGUUAAGAGAAAUGAUAUAGUGGCUCUUGCAAGCGGUGGAUUAGCUGAAGUACUCAAUGUCCAAGAAAAUAGACGGAGUGAAGGAGAAAAGAUGAAGAAGUUGUCCGAGUCCUUAUGGAAAAACAGCAGGAUGUCUCUGGAUGAUUUUCUAGGAAAUACAGAAGCAAACAUAAGUCCAGUUGUUGAUGCUCGUAUUUCCAGGCUUCUGUAAAUUGAUUCAUCUUCUGCUGCUGUAGGUUUAGGUUGAACUAAUGAUAAAUGAAAAAAAUGUUAUGAUGACAAGACACGUAAAGUGAUGAUUGUGGUGAAGCAUUAGAUGAAUUCUUUAUGGUAGUAACAUAACACUAUCCAUUGUUGGAUAUAUUAGUACUUUAAUCAAUGGAUUAGGUUUAGUAUUGGGAACUUAUUCAAACUUGAAAUUUGAAACUUUCAGAUGAAGUUCCUCUUGUUCUAAUAAUAUUGAUGCAAAAUGACAAUUAAGACACUGUGUCCAGUAAAAUUGUUAAGAUUCUUUUUCUUCA